ACUCUUCGCGCGUUGUUUGAGCGAUUCCCCGAAGAGCGCCAGGAACUCGCAACAAUGCUUAUCCCUAAGGACGACCGCAAGAAGAUCCACGAGUACCUCUUCCGCGAGGGUGUGCUCGUGGCCAAGAAGGACUUCAACCUUCCCAAGCAUGGCGACAUUGACACCAAGAACCUUUACGUGAUCAAGGCCUUGCAGUCCCUGAACUCCCGCGGCUUCGUCAAGACCCAGUUCUCGUGGCAGUACUACUACUACACCCUCACCCCCGAGGGUCUUGACUACCUCCGUGAGUGGCUGCACCUCCCCGCUGAGGUUGUCCCCGCCACCCACAUCAAGCAGCAGCGUUCUCACGCUCCCCCCCGUGGCAUGAUGGGUGGUGAGGAGCGCGAGCGCCGUCCCCGUGCUCCCCGUGAGGGUGGCUACCGCCGCCGCGAGGAGGGCAAGGAGGGUGGUGCCCCCGGCGAGUUCGCCCCUAGCUUCCGUGGCGGUUUCGGCCGUGGCCGUGGCGCUCCCCCUUCGUAAGGAGAUGUCGCUUGGUCUUCCUAGGGCACUUGUGGGUGUUGCGGGCGUGGCUUGAGUAGGCCUACAUGGUCAGAAAUUGCUGCGCCUUGCGCAUCCUGAUGAAAAUCAAAAAAGUGAUUAUGCAUUGUUGCUGUCUCGAUACCACGGAG
Aspergillus steynii IBT 23096 is the source of this 668-nucleotide messenger RNA. Its product is annotated as 40S ribosomal protein eS10. Gene Ontology annotation, molecular function: RNA binding; structural constituent of ribosome. The record is from RefSeq and is a predicted model, not a curated record. NCBI's taxonomy places the organism in Eukaryota, Fungi, Ascomycota, Eurotiomycetes, Eurotiales, Aspergillaceae. The transcript is spliced from 4 exons. The coding region runs from base 55 to 519 and encodes 154 amino acids. Gene Ontology annotation, cellular component: cytosolic small ribosomal subunit.